Molecule: messenger RNA, 1321 nt
Organism: Hydractinia symbiolongicarpus
Lineage: Eukaryota; Metazoa; Cnidaria; Hydrozoa; Anthoathecata; Hydractiniidae
Exons: 3
Coding region: 100-462 (120 amino acids)
Source: RefSeq, a predicted model, not a curated record
CUAAUCAUUCAAUUUUUUAAAAAACACAUUCAUUCAUUUAUCGUUUAUUUUUCACUUGCUGAGAUAAAUCUUUAUAACAGUUUAAGAAUUCAAUGCACCAUGGCAUGCGAUAAAUUGUUGUCGUUGAUUUGGUUGUUGGUAUUACUGGCAUGUUCCACAUCUGUUUUGGCUGGUGAAACAUUUUACAAUUUUGGUGACUUCUAUGCAGCUACAAUGAAAGUUCAUGAAAAUACCUGGUUCAGAGCUUCACCUGAAGAAAUAAUUCGUUCAACUCUCAUUGACUCUCAACCCAACUGCAUGCAUCUUUGUUUCAAAGAAACCUCUUGUCAGUCAUUCAAUAUUGUAAGUUCAGGACCACGCGAGUACUUCUGUACACUUACUACGAUUCAUUUUAUGGACCCAGGUGUCGAAAGAGUUAGUGCACAUGGCCACCGAAAUUUUUCGUUUCAGAAGCGGCGUUAAUAAAAAGGGAAAAAAUGUAUAGUAAAUAUAUUAUAUUAAUAUAUUAUUAAAAUGUAAUAUAGAUGCUUGUUUCUCGACGAGUUCAAAACAAAACUGAACCUGAUUAUGUAUGGUGAAAUCAAGUACUUGCCGGAGCUCAUCAUUUACAACUGAUAAGAAAUGUUUAGUGGGUUGAAAACAAAAAAGUAAUUUAGAAAUGGAUAACAAACUGAAGCCUUUUGUCAAUCGUAAAUGUACUGCCAUAAGCAAUCCAAUGAGGCCUUGUCCUUCCUGUUUUCAAAUUUUCAUUGUGCUUCUUCUCUGAUCUAACUUUCUAUAAUUUUUCCAGUUUUUUAAUCUGUGAAAAAAAAAUCACUGAAUUUUCUAUCAUCAAAGUUUUCCAACUAAAUAAAAAAAUGCAUAAUAAUUGAGUGACAAAAACAUGAAGCAGCCACCAUUUUUGCUGUUCACACAAAGAACUGGUAACUAACUUGUAAUACUAAUCGGUUUUUAUUGUUAUUUUAGACUCAAUGAGAAACAAGCCUUAAUAGAAACAGUAAUGUAUUGAGUUAACUCCAUUAAGAAACUUUUUGAACUUAUUUAAUUGUAGAGGAGAAAAUUAAAAAAUGCACUGUUUUUAUUUUUUCCAAAAAAAAAAGUUCCUUUUACUUCAUGUUAAAUUAUUGAAUUUUUGUACCACUGCUCCAUCAAUUUAAAAUUUGACUUCUUAGAUUGGGGACUUAAUCAAAGAUGGGCACUUAUUCAGGGAUGGGCAUUAUUUAAAUGCAUUAUGAUAAUCAUAAUACGACGCUAAAUGUAGAGAGUUUUUAAAGAGUUUUGUAUAUAUUCGUGAAUAUAAAACAGCCAUACAAAAUAUUAA